Messenger RNA from Uloborus diversus, 1778 nucleotides. Its product is annotated as bestrophin-2-like. Bases 186 to 1778 code for a protein of 530 amino acids. Gene Ontology annotation, molecular function: chloride channel activity. The transcript has 13 exons. The record is from RefSeq and is a predicted model, not a curated record. NCBI's taxonomy places the organism in Eukaryota, Metazoa, Arthropoda, Arachnida, Araneae, Uloboridae.
AUUCUCGUCUGCUGGAGCUCCCGUCAAAAGAUUCGAGGUGGUUUGAUGAAAGAACGUCACCUUUCUCAACGCGGUAUUGAUAUCGUCCCAUGCAGAAUAGUUUUCCGAAAAUAUAGAAGGAAUUUUUAUCGUUUGCUGGAUUAUCGUCUGAUGCUGUAGAGAAAGCCCCAUUUUUCCCGCUCGCCAUGACCAUCACCUACCAGAAGCAUGUCUCCAACACCAGCUUCAUGGGAUUCGCCAAGUUGCUGUUCAAGUGGCGAGGCAGCAUCUACAAGCUGGUCUUCAAAGAGCUUUUGCUCUACGGGGGUGCCUAUGCCGUCAUCAGCUGCUUCUACAGGUUCUACAUGACCGACGAGCAAAAAAGAGUGUUCGAGAAGGUGGCCCUCUACUGCAACCAGACGGCGGGUCUGAUGCCCAUGUCUUUCGUCCUCGGCUUCUACGUCACAUUUGUCGUCACGAGGUGGUGGAAUCAGUUUCUCAACCUCCCUUGGCCCGACAGGGUGACGCACACCUUGACCAUGUAUGUCAAUGGAGCGGACGAGCGAGGACGAGUGUUGAGACGAACCUUGGCUCGCUACGUGAACUUGGCGACCAUCAUUCUGUUUCAGACGAUCAGCGGAUCAGCUAAGAAGAGGUUUCCGACCAUGAUGCAUCUCAUCGAAGCAGGUCUAAUUACUCAAGAAGAGAAACAGAUGUUUGACAACAUCAAUAUUUCCGUUAAUAAGCACUGGAUUCCGUACAUCUGGUUCAUCAAUCUCGUCAACUUGGCGGUGAAGGAAGGACGGAUUCAGCAGGGCGAACCUGUCAAGCAAAUCCUUGAAGAAGUGAACAACAUGAGAACGAAAACUGGUCAUUUGUGGGGACAUGAUUGGGUAACUGUUCCUCUGGUUUACACUCAGGUGGUCACCCUUCUUACACAUUUGUACUUUUGCACUUGCUUGGUCGGAAGGCAAUUUUUAGAUCCAGAACAGGGUUACAAGGGGCAUGACAUCGACCUCUUUUUUCCCGUGUACACAUUUCUACAGUUUUUCUUCUUUUUGGGAUGGCUGAAGGUGGCAGAACAGUUGAUCAACCCCUUCGGUGAAGACGACGACGAUUUCGAAAUUAACUGGUUCAUAGACAGAAAUAUCCAGGUGAGUUACCUUAUCGUAGACGACAUGUACGGAAAACUGGCGAAGAUAGAGAAAGACCAACAUUUCGGCAGAGGGUCUGUAGAGCUGCCCUACACCGAAGCAGCUCUUUCCUACAAGGCUCACAACUACAAGGGCUCCACUAUGGAUAUGGUCGUUUCUCCAAAGGAACAAGCCAUCAUAUUCACUACACCGGACCGAGAGUGUUCCCGUCAACCUCCGACACAUUUUCAGAACUUCGUCAGACGGUACUGCUGUUGCUGUGCGCCUCCCCUCAACAAACCACUUGGCGAGAGUUAUGGCGUUCGAGAACCUUUCAACUUCGAGCAAUAUGACGCCAAGCGGAAAGCCUCCAACUACUCAAUCUUUGGUGAAACAUAUUUUAAUAUAAUAAAUAGGGGCAAAAGGGAAAGCCAGUGUUCUGAGCUGAGCCUGCAGCAUGCAAGUGAAACAACGGCAUUGACGACGCCAAACAACGCUUCUAUCCGCAGACACAGACCUUCCAUAGCUAUCACGCCAGCACUCACCAGUGUCACAGAAACCGAUCAAGAGUUGAGCGAUGCAGGGGUGGAUACCAGCCCCUCAAAUCACGUAAAACUAGCUUUAGCAUUCCUGGACGAAGAUCUGGACGAAAUCGUGGAGGAAUAA